CGCAGAGCAGAGCGGCAUUCGCAGCUGCAGCACCUGCCAUCCCUUCCCUUCUCCUCAAGCAUCACCAGCUAAGCUUCGUCCCCCCAUCUCGACGUUGCCUCCGUCCAUCCUCUCCUGUCCCUCCUCCGGUCCGACCCUGGUCGAUCGAGGUCGGGGCGCGCGCGCCAUGGGCGGCGUCCAAGAGAAGGAGGCCGGCAUGCCGCCCGCCAUGGCGGUGCCGCCGGUGCUCGUCAAGGGCAAGCGCAGCAAGAGGCAGCGCGUGCACGCGCCGCCGGUCGUGGCCGUGGCCGUGGCGGCGGCGGCGGAGUGGUCGUCGUCGUCCGCGGCGUCGCCAGCCGGCGGCGACGACUCGGGGUCAGGGACCGCCACGUCGCCGUCCGCCGCGGACGACGCCGAGGCCGAGGCCGCGUCCGCCGGGUGCUGCCUGCUCACCGAGGAGGACGAGGACAUGGCGCUCUGCCUCAUGCUCCUCGCGCACGGCGAGCCGGCCAGGGACGACGGUGGUGGCGGCAACGGCAAGACAGCGGCCAAGGAGGCCAGCAGCAGGUUCAGGAGCCGGCGCCCGGCUGCGGCCGGCGACGGCGAGUACGUGUACGAGUGCAAGACGUGCAACAAGUGCUUCCCGUCGUUCCAGGCGCUCGGCGGCCACCGCACCAGCCACAAGAAGCCACGCCUGCUGCUGCUCCCGCCGGUGCCAUCCCAGCCGACCCAGGAAAAGGACCUGGGGCUGGUGCCGACUCCUAACCCUGCAGCCGCGGAGACAGCUGAGGCGUCGCCGCCACCGGCGGCUCCGGCAGAAGCGGCCGCCGAUGCCACCGCGCUCGCGAUCCCAGUUGCCGCGGCGCCAAAGCAAGAAGGACAGGCCGCCGCCGCCGUGGCCACGAGCAGCACGAGCAACAGCAGCAGCGGCGGCGCCAAGCAGCCUCAUCAUCGGCCGCGCGUCCACGAGUGCUCCAUCUGCGGCGCCGAGUUCGGGUCCGGGCAGGCGCUGGGCGGCCACAUGCGGCGGCACCGGCCGCUGGUGCCGGCGGGCGCGCGGGAGCGGGACGACGCGCACGCGCCCAGCAGGAAGGAGAAGAGCCUCCUGGAGCUGGACCUCAACAUGCCCGCGCCCUGCGACGAGGCCGAGGCCGAUGCCCCGGCGGUCACGUCCCCACGCUUCGCUUUCGCCGUCGCGGAGCGUCCUCCGGCGCCGCUGCUCUUCCCGCCGGCCACGCCGUCCGCCCUGGUUGACUGCCAUUACUAGUUAAACACAGGAGAGUACACGACACACCGAUUACCUCCCUCCUCUGCGGGCUUCAACAUCAUACAUAACGUCUACUGCACACACAAACACACAAACACACACACUACACGCCACUUGGAUUCGAUCUUCUCGCUGUCAAAUACUUUUUGUUUCGUUAUACCAUUUGUUCAUGUUGAUUAAGUUGAUUGGGAAUUUGGAGAUGUGAA
Zea mays is the source of this 1452-nucleotide messenger RNA. RefSeq lists its product as uncharacterized. Lineage: Eukaryota; Viridiplantae; Streptophyta; Magnoliopsida; Poales; Poaceae. The record is from RefSeq and is marked validated.